Molecule: messenger RNA, 1450 nt
Organism: Trichogramma pretiosum
Lineage: Eukaryota; Metazoa; Arthropoda; Insecta; Hymenoptera; Trichogrammatidae
Product: plant intracellular Ras-group-related LRR protein 4
Exons: 5
Coding region: 182-1450 (422 amino acids)
Molecular function (GO): protein binding
Source: RefSeq, a predicted model, not a curated record
UUGAAUGCAAAACAAAUUACGCGCUUGAAAACGAAGUUCAUUUUAAAUAAACAUAACUGAAUUUUCGAAAAGAAAAGCAAUGGAAAAAAAACGAUUCGCAUUUAAUUGUCUUCCAUUUUUGCAGACCUGAAGAUGAUUUUCAGUAACAAUCUAUUUUAUACGUGGAAUUAAACAAACAAAGAUGGACACGAAAAAUGUGUGUAACUCGAAAGACUCAGAAGAUAUGGUGAAAGAAAUACAAGACAAAGACAUUUUGCAUUGGAAUUAUCGAGGUUUAAAGGAAAUUCCCGAAGCGAUAAGGCAUCACGGAACCAACAUCAAAGAAAUCUAUUUGAAAAACAAUGAAUUAACGAGUUUACCAUCGUGGUUGAAAGAUUGUUCCGAAGUUACCAACCUGUAUUUCUACGGCAAUAAUAUCGAGCGUGUUCCGGAUGCUCUUGGGCAAAUGUCGCAUUUAACCGUGCUCGAUAUCAGCGCGAAUCGACUGAGCGAGUUUCCGACUUGCCUAGCGUAUUUGAAAAACUUGCAAUCGCUAUCGGUCGACCAGAACUCCAUCACACGAUUACCAACUUCGUUAGAAAGACUAAAGAAGCUGGAGCGUUUAUCGAUAUCUGGAAAUCAAAUAGUCGUGCUACCCGAGUGGCUAGGUACCUUACCUCGCCUCACCGAACUCUUGGCUGACAAUAAUCUCAUUGAAGAAAUACCGAAUCGGUUGACCUUAUCGACGUCGUUGGAAUUAUUAUCAGUUCGCUCGAACAAGCUCAAUUUUUUACCCAUGAAUGGAUUUCUAUCUAAUCCAAUUAUACGCUUUGAUUCGAAUUUAUUUUUGAAUUAUCUGUCGCUUCCGGUGCUGCUGCAGCUAUUCUCAAAAACCUCGCAGCCGUCGAGUCAAGUGGAGGCGGGUGGCGCUCUGGCAUACGGGUGCUUCAGCUCGAGAAAUAACGACAAACGAAGAUACGAUGCUGGCAUAAAAUUAUUGCUGAUAUCUGACAGAAAUAGUGUCGAAUACAAAGAAGUGGCGGUUCAAUUGCCGAGACAGUUACUCGCUGUACAUACUCAUUAUGAAAAUGUUACCAUUUCUCUAUGGGAAUCGUCACUUAGGAAAGUUUACGCUUCACGGUAUCGUCAUACACUCGAUAUAAAUAUUGAUCCACCGGAUGUUAUUACGGAACGAGAUUUACGGAAUGAUCACUAUUUACAAGAUGUAAAUUCUCAAGAACUAUCCUUUGUAUCCUACAACUUGAUUUUGAAUGGACCAAUCAGUAUUUGCGUCAAUCAGUUCUGUAAUCAGCCUAUUUUUACAGAAGCCUGGAUUAUUUUUGCUAUUGGAAAAAGUACCUUUUUAAUUCCAAAUAUCAUAAUUCUGUGUAGCUAUAGAUGCGCUGUAAAUUUUUUAAAGACUCCGUAUUUCAUGGACAAUUUUGAAUUAUACAGGUUGCAUCAUAAUUGA